Messenger RNA from Canis lupus familiaris (dog), 2257 nucleotides. RefSeq names its product suprabasin (gene SBSN). Bases 52 to 2109 code for a protein of 685 amino acids. NCBI's taxonomy places the organism in Eukaryota, Metazoa, Chordata, Mammalia, Carnivora, Canidae. The transcript is spliced from 4 exons. The record is from RefSeq and is a predicted model, not a curated record.
CAGCUUUGCUUCCCCGGCUCCUCUCUGCAUCCUCCCCAACCUGCCAACAACAUGCACCUUGCCAGUGUGGUCAGCUCCUGCUCCCUCCUACUGCUAUUGGGGGCCCUUCCUGGAUGGGCGGCCAAUGAUGACCCCAUUGAGAAGGUCAUUGAAGGAAUCAACCGAGGGCUGACCAAUGCAGAGAGAGAGGUGGGCAAGGCCCUGGAAGGCAUCAAUAAUGGAAUCACUCACGCUGGAAGGGAAGUGGAGAAAGUUUUUAAUGGACUUAGCCACAUGGGGAGCCAGGCCGGCAAGGAACUGGACAAAGGCGUCCAGGGGCUCAACAGCGGCUUGGACAAGGUAGCCCAUGAGAUCAACAGUGGCAUCGGACAAGCAGGAAAGGAAGCUGAGAAGUUUGUCCAUGGGGUCAACAACGCUGCUGGACAGGUUGGGAAGGAGGCAGACAAAGUGAUUCAGGGGGUCCAUCAUGGGGUCAACCAGGCUGGGAAGGAGGCGGAGAAGUUUGGUCAGGGGGUCCACCAUGGGGUUAACCAGGCUGGGCGCGAGACAGAGAAGUUUGGUCAGGGGGUCCACCAUGGGGUUAACCAGGCUGGGAGCGAGGCAGAGAAGUUUGGUCAGGGGGUCCAUCAUGGGGUUAACCAGGCUGGAAAGGAGGCAGAGAAGUUUGGUCAGGGGGUUCAUCAUGGAGUUAACCAGGCUGGAAAGGAGGCAGAGAAGUUUGGUCAGGGGGUCCACCAUGGGGUUAGCCAGGCUGGGAGCGAAGCAGAGAAGUUUGGCCAUGGGGUCCAUCAUGGGGUUAACCAGGCUGGAAAGGAGGCAGAGAAGUUUGGCCAGGGGGUCCACCAUGGGGUUAACCAGGCUGGGAGCGAAGCAGAGAAGUUUGGCCAUGGGGUCCAUCAUGGGGUUAACCAGGCUGGGAAGGAGGCAGAGAAGUUUGGUCAGGGGGUCCACCAUGGGGUUAACCAGGCUGGGAGUGAGGCAGAGAAGUUUGGCCAUGGGGUCCAUCAUGGAGUUAACCAGGCUGGGAAGGAGGCAGAGAAGUUUGGUCAGGGAGUCCACCAUGGGGUUAACCAGGCUGGGAAGGAGGCAGAGAAGUUUGGCCAGGGGGUCCACCAUGGGGUUAACCAGGCUGGGAGCGAAGCAGAGAAGUUUGGCCAUGGGGUCCAUCAUGGGGUUAACCAGGCUGGGAAGGAGGCAGAGAAGUUUGGUCAGGGGGUCCACCAUGGGGUUGACCAGGCUGGGAAGGAGGCAGAGAAGUUUGGUCAGGGGGUCCACCAUGGGGUUGACCAGGCUGGGAAGGAGGCAGAGAAGUUUGGUCAGGGGGUCCACCAUGGGGUUAACCAGGCUGGGAAGGAGGCAGAGAAGUUUGGUCAGGGGGUCCACUAUGCUGCUGGGCAGGCUGGGAAAGAGGGAGACAAAAUAAUCCAAGGAGUCCACCAUGGGGUUGACCAGGCUGGGAAGGAGGCAGAGAAAUUUGGCCAGGGACACCACCAUGGGGUUAACCAGGCUGGUAAGGAGGCAGAGAAGUUUGGCCAGGGGGUCCAUCAUGGAGUUAACCAGGCUGGAAAGGAGGUGGAGAAGUUUGGUCAGGGGGUCCACCAUGCUGCUGGGCAGGCUGGGAAAGAGGGAGACAAAAUAGUCCAAGGGAUCUAUCCUGGGGUCAACCAGGCUGGGCAGGAGGUGGAGCACUUUGGCCAGGGAGUUCACCAUGCCAUUGAACAGGCUGGAAAGGAGGCAGACAAAGUGGUCCAAGGGGUCCACGAUGGGGUCAACCAGGCCGGGAAGGAGGCAGAGAAAUUUGGCCAAGGGGUCCACCACGCUGCUGGCCAGGCUGGAAAGGAGGCGGAGAAACUUGGCCAAGGUGUCCACCAUGCUGCUGGCCAGGCCGGGAAGGAGGUGGACAGGUUGCCGCAGAAUGUUCAUAAUGGGGUCAACCAAGCCGGCAAGGAGGCCAACCAGCUGCUGAAUGGCGCUCAUCCAGGCGUUUCCACUGGCCAGCACCAGCACGGAGGGGGCGCAACCACCACGUUAACAUCUGGAGCUUCGGUCAACAGGCCUUUCAUCAGCUUCCCAACUCUGUGGCAGAGCAUCGCCAACAUCAUUCUCUAAACUGAUGCACUGGCCUCACUCAGCAGACUGACAUUCCUGUUGUCAUACUGGCUGAAAUGACCUGGGGGACCUGGGGGUGGGGGGGACAGACUUCCUGAGUCCGUAAGGGGGCUGUACUGGGAUUUGUGAAUAAAUACGACGCCUUAUA